This is a messenger RNA of Lolium perenne, 511 nucleotides long. Lineage: Eukaryota; Viridiplantae; Streptophyta; Magnoliopsida; Poales; Poaceae. The record is from RefSeq and is a predicted model, not a curated record.
UCCUACUAUGACUUCCCUUCCUCCUCUUCCUGAGGAUGGAGAAGUCGAAGAACGGGGCAUCGUUGCCGAAGAUACCCCAGGUUCUUCUAUUCCUGAAAGUGAAGUCGCGGGUUCCCACAAAUCUGCGGCUUCCCAUGAAAAGGAAGUUGAAUCUGAGGCCAGUGAAUCGACGCAAUCCCUUCCUCCUGCAGUUUCCCCAAAGAACAAAAGGAAAAGGCAUGAUGCCGAGGAUUCUGGCACUUCUAAGGCUGAAGAAGCUGGUCCUUCUAAUCCGAAGGCAGCUUACGAUCCUUAUGUUGAAUCCCUCAUCAGCUCUGAUGAGGAGGAAGAAGUACCAGUUACUGACGUGGCUCCUCGAACAAGCACAUCACGUACUGUACUUGCCUCAGACACGCUAGUUGAAGGAGAAGAAACGUCGCCUCCUCAACAAGACGUCGUCACCACUACUCCGCCAUCAAGCCCCCGUGUCCCUUCACCAAAAAGGGCAAGGGUUGAAAAGAUUAUGAUGUAA